Molecule: messenger RNA, 678 nt
Organism: Penicillium oxalicum
Lineage: Eukaryota; Fungi; Ascomycota; Eurotiomycetes; Eurotiales; Aspergillaceae
Product: putative IgE-binding protein
Exons: 2
Coding region: 1-678 (225 amino acids)
Source: RefSeq, a predicted model, not a curated record
AUGAAAAUCUCCGCCCUCCUCUCCAUGGCCGGCCUGGCUGCCGCCAUCCCCGGCACUCGUCACCAGCCUCAUCAUCACCACAAUGGCACUCACCACGCUGUGUCGUACGGCGUCGUUGCCGCUCGCUCCGGCUCGCCCAUUCACUUCCUCCCCAUGACUGCGGCCGACAGCAAGUUCUGGCUCGGUGGUGAAAGUCGCACCUAUUGCCCGACUCUUGUGCCCAACUGUGCUCAGCGCACUAACGAGACUGUGUUGUUUGGUGAGCGUGGACUGGAUGUCAUCGUCCCCGGUGGCCAAGCCCUCUACGUCGAUCGCACCGGCGCCCUCAGCUUCACCCGUCCUCACUCCAGCUACAUUCCCCCCGGUUCCUCCGUCGGACCCUUCAAGGUGCACCCCGGACGUAACUUUGGCACUUGGACGUACAAGGGCCAAGGUGCCUCGGGCUUCAUGGCCUGCCCAGCACCGGCAAGUACCAAUUCGACCAUGGCCAGCGGUCGUCGUCGCCUGAGUCGUCAGCAAGGUGGAAGCGUUUCGGUUCAGCACUCUCGCUGGCAGGUCUUUGCUGCGCUGCGCAACGCCACGGUGCCAACGGGGAAUGUGGAUGAUUGUUUGGGCUUUGAGGCGUUGGCGAUCAAGACCAAUUUGACUUCGGAUGAGUUGGCGUGGGAGUAUAUCUAG